CGCGUGGCGCUGCGCGCUCAGUGGCUUUGGAAACCACCAGAAGGGGCGGGGGCAGCGUGUUGCUGGAAGCACGCGCCGCGGGAGGGAGGGGGCGGGACGCGGCCGCGGUCAGCUGACUCGGGAGCCUCUUGCCGAGCGACGGUUAGCGGUGGCCGUUGGAGCGGUAACGGUAGCGGCGGCGGCCUGGCGGGGCGGAAGGAAGGGUCUCGGCCCGAGGGAGGCGUUAUGGCGACCACUGUCAGUACCCAGCGGGGCCCGGUAUAUGUUGGUGAGCUUCCUCAGGAUUUUCUUCGCAUCACCCCAACCCAGCAACAACAGCAAAUCCAACUGGAUGCCCAGGCAGCUCAGCAGCUACAGUAUGGAGGACCAAUGGGUACAGUAGGCAGACUCAGCAUUACAAUAGUACAGGCAAAAUUGGCAAAAAACUAUGGAAUGACCCGCAUGGAUCCAUAUUGUCGAAUACGGCUGGGCUAUGCUGUGUAUGAGACUCCCACAGCACAUAAUGGAGCCAAGAACCCUCGCUGGAACAAAGUUAUUCAGUGCACUGUUCCCCCGGGUGUGGACUCCUUUUAUCUAGAGAUUUUUGAUGAGCGGGCCUUUUCAAUGGAUGAUCGCAUUGCUUGGACACACAUUACAAUUCCAGAGUCUCUGAAACAAGGAAACGUGGAGGAUGAAUGGUAUAGCCUGAGUGGAAGGCAGGGGGAUGACAAAGAAGGAAUGAUCAAUCUGGUUAUGUCAUACACGUCUUUGCCAGCUGCCAUGAUGAUGCAGCCCCAGCCAGUGGUCCUGAUGCCCACUGUGUACCAGCAAGGAGUUGGAUAUGUGCCUAUAGCAGGGCUUGAGUACUUUGCUCUGGGGAUGCCUGCAGUCUGUAAUCCCGGCAUGGUGCCAGUGGCCAUACCACCUCCUGCAGUGAACCCUCAGCACCUUUGUAACGAAGAGGACCUGAAAUCUAUCCAGGAUAUGUUUCCCAACAUGGACAGGGAAGUAAUCCGCUCAGUGCUAGAAGCGCAGAGGGGGAACAAGGAUGCGGCUAUCAACUCCUUGCUUCAGAUGGCUGAAGAAUCAUAGAUCCCUACUGCCUGCACUGUCCCCAUCCUUGAUGCCACCUUUGUUUUUACUUGCCAAGCCAGGGGUUUAGCUAGAGGAAGAAUUUCCUAACAGUUUUCUGUUAGCGUAUCCUGUAUGAAAGAUUGUAUCCCCUUUUCUCCUUGGACAUUUGCAUCUUUUUCACUUUCUUCUUCAGUGUCCGUGUUUUCAGUUUAGCGUGUGUUCUACAACACCAUUGAAACAUCUUUACUUAAUCAGCCAUGCCCUGUGUGGCUAUACUCUGCCUGGGGUGGCGAGUAAUGCUGCUUUCUUCCUUUCUCUCCCCAUUUUCAAAAAACAAGUUCUUACAAAGUAACUCUAUGCAGUACAGGAUAUACUACUGUUUGUUAGAUUGAAAAAACUUUUUCUGUGGAGGGUUUCCUUUUUAGCAUAAGUGAUCUGUUAAAAUAUUUUGGUUUCAUCAAGCAGCCUGUUUCUACCAGAAAUUAAAAAAAGGCCCGUCUGCUUGUUCUGUGGUGUUUAAUUAUUGCUGUGAUAUAGUCAACUGUCCUUGAUGAAAAUUUUUAAUUGAAUAAGCUAAAUUCCUUGGUUGCACUGUUGAUAUUUGUAAUGAGCAUCUUCUAUUCCACCUAGUCAUUUGGCACCAAAGCAAUGUAUUAUCUGGUGUGUGUUUAGGGCUUUAUCCUGUCAUAUAGUAUUGUUAUGUAUCUGUAAAAUCUUAACAGAUAACUUUUAGCUUGUUCAGUCUGUAUUGCUAUAGCAGAGGACAGGACUGAGCCCUAAUGUGCUCCUACAGGCAAUUGCACUUAGUACUACUUCUGCAUUCCCCCUGUUAUUUCAAAGGAUGAAUGCAGAUGGAAGGCUUUUACAUGUGGAAAAUUAAUGAUGCAGUAAACAAUUAUUUGAGGCUUUGUCUCAUAUUUAAAAAAAGCAGAAACCUAUGAGCUGUUUAUAAGACUUCUUUCUUUACAUCUUAAAUUUCAGCCAAAUUAUCAUUUUACAUUGGUGGAAAAGUUACUGUAAUAGCUUUUUCAUGUAAUAUGAAAAAAGCAUGAAAAGUAGCUUUGGAAUCUUCAAAUGGUAUUUAAAAUUGCCCAGUGACUUACUAGAUUAUGGUUGCUAUAAUUACUUUAAUAUUUGAUGCAGGUGGGAGUAAAUUUGUUGUGGGAGAAGAUUUAACAUAUCUGAAUUAGUCUGAUCCUCAGAAGAGGUUAGAGGUUGCUGAUAUUUAUUGUUAGUAUUUUUUUCAGACAUCAGUUCAUCUUGGAGCUGCAGAAUCUUGAAGUAGGCACCCGUUACACCUGUUGGAUAAAUUCUGCAAUGUCUGUUUUUGUGGAUGGUGAAGUAAUGCACUUUAAGUAGUAUGCACCAGUUUAUUUUACCAGUGAUGUGCAAUGUUGCUGUUUUAUCUUUUUAAUGUUUGACUUCAAAUACUUUCUACAAUAGCCAUAGACUUUUAUAUUUUCAAGAGUUGGAAUGUACAUUUGAAAUGUAGGCUCUUGAGUGAUUCAUGAGAACUUUAAAGCCAGGUUUGGAAUAAGGAUAAUAGACCCUUAUUCUCCUCUUCCCCAUGCUUUGUUUCAUUUCCCAUACUUAAGAUACUUUUUUCUUAUCUGCUGAAAAGCCAGUUUUCCCAACUGCAUUCAAGAAGCCUCUAAGUAGCAUUGGUAGAGUAUGAAUAUUUAUUUUUUUAUGAUUAAAAGUGAUACUGAAUCUCUUAAAAUACAGUAUCAAAAAUCAUCCAGUUUCUGAUCUUCUAAAGCAGUCUUUUCCUUAUGCCUGACUUUAAGUUUUGUUUUGAAUCCCCUACUGUCUUAAAUGCCCCUUUGAAAGUGUCUUUAUACAUCCUCCUGUUGGCUUUCCAAUAAUGAGAUAUAGUUCCUGUGUUUUAUUUGUAGAGUCACCACAUCUUUAUUUUCUAAGACAAAGGUGUUCAUCAAGAAACUGGUCUUUCCCCUUCCCUACAAUCAUGUUAAAUUUUGUGAUUGAAUAGGUAUAGAGGCAUUUGAUCUUUAUCUUCAUAGCACAGUGAUUUGUGGCAUGUCACCCAAGAGGAUAAAUCUUGGUAAAGAUUUAGUGCUUAGAUACCAUCUGCAGGAAGAGUCCCUUGCUCUAACUUUUACACAGAUAGCAUGAAUUGCUAGGGGUGGAAUAAUUCAGGGAAAAUGUACAUAUAUGAAUUUUUAUAUUAAAAUGUUGGGGUCUGUAAUAACAGCUUUUUAUAAAAGCAAGAGAUCAUGGUUGAACUUAAUGGCUGGUAAAUUGUACUGCAUCCUAUUACAGCUGAAUUUCAAGCACAGAAUAAACACCUUUCGAGCCUAACAUUCAGGAGGGGAAGGAGAAUGUUAGGUUAGCCAGGUUCAUUCAUAAACUGAACAUGAGGCCUCUGAGGGAGCUGUAGCUCCUGUUCCUAAAUGUUUUUUUUUGUUUGUUUGUUUGUCUUGGGCAAAUGUUAUGCAAAGCAGUAGUUGUAUGAGUUGCAGAUGGGAAAUGUAGGAGCAGUAUGGCCAGUAGAUGGAUUUCAGCACAUUACUCUAAACUAACGUAUUGUUCUGGGGAUUUUUGUCUUGAUUUAAUUAAGCAUUAUAGCUGAAACUCUUAUGUCAACUUUAUCUUGCUAAAAAGAACAAAACAGUGAUCAUGAGCCUGCUCAGCUUUUCUGCAUACAUAUCUUCUCAGUCAAGCUGCUUGUUGUCAGGUUUGAAUUGGAGAGAGAUGCAAAAAGGCAGGGAGUAGUUACUCGAGGGCCUGUAAAAUGAAGGCAUUGGAACUGAAUGUCUUUUUCGUGAUUUAAGACAUUGUCACUCAUUAUGAUUGUAGCUUUUGACAAAUUCUAACCGGAUGAUACUCCAGUACUGCUCUUCUGCUCAACAGCUUCAAGCAGCCUGGAGCUAAAGCCAGCUGUAUAAGACUGGCAUCUGCUAAAAGUGCUUUAGAGUACUAGUUUGAAUCCUGCCAAGAGCCUGAACUUGCUAAAGAUAGGAACACUUUUUGUCUAGCUAGAUCCUUGCUACUUUCUUCUCUACUGCUGUUUGCCUCUGCUGAUGGUACUGAAUGUUUUUUUUUUUUUUUUUUUUCCCCUCCCCCUUACAAAUGUUAUCGCUUAUUCGGUUGAUCUGUAAUACCAUACAGAGGAUGUUUUUUGCUGUAAUAAUUCUGAAGACAUUGUUUCUCUCUGUAUUGAGGUCCAGUGUCCAAAUAUGUUUCUUGCACUCUGAAAUGCAUUAACUUUUUCAUUCUAAAUUAAUAAAUGUAUCAUCUAAAUGAGAA
Dromaius novaehollandiae (emu) is the source of this 4320-nucleotide messenger RNA. RefSeq names its product toll interacting protein (gene TOLLIP). The record is from RefSeq and is a predicted model, not a curated record. The transcript has 7 exons. Gene Ontology annotation, cellular component: cytoplasm. Gene Ontology annotation, biological process: ubiquitin-dependent protein catabolic process. Bases 226 to 1071 code for a protein of 281 amino acids. NCBI's taxonomy places the organism in Eukaryota, Metazoa, Chordata, Aves, Casuariiformes, Dromaiidae. Gene Ontology annotation, molecular function: ubiquitin binding; ubiquitin conjugating enzyme binding.